UUUCUUCAUAAAUUACGUCAAAAUGUCCUCUUUAAAAAGUUUUGUACUUUUUUCCUCCUUGCUCUUCCUUGUUUUUGGGUAGACCUGCAUAGAUCAUAGCGGAAAUGCUAUAGACUGGUGGUUUAUUUUGAAGAUGCCAACAGAUAAAACUUUUAGUGUUAGAGGUAAAAUAAUUUCAAUAUUUAAGGAAUGGACUAUUUGUAUUGUGAUGCCAAUAAUAACUGUGGUACUUUUGAUUGGCAAACUGAUCAAUUGGACGAUUUGACAUCUCCAUUAUAAAGAACUAUAGCUUAAAUAGAUUUCCAUGAUGAUAAUGUAAUGAGCGUCCUUUGGAGCGAUUAACCUUGGAACAAGAAUACUAUUUCCGACAGAGCUCAUUCAAAGGGUAUUUUGAGUGCCAACAUCAAUGGAGACGCAUUUCUUAUCUCUCACUCCACACCCACCUUCCCAAUGCUUGAUGACGCAUACGAGUAAAAAAUUCAAUUCAAAAUAUAUUAGUCAAAUUGUAUUAGGAAUGCCUUCCUCUUCCUAAGUGUACGGUCAACACUAUAUGUGCUUAUCUAUUACAACUACCGAAGCCAACAGAUUGGCUACUGAAUACAUCAUUGCUGAAACACUUACCAAUAGAGCUAACAGUCCUGCUGCCUUUGCAACAGCUUUCCCUCAAUUAUACUAGCUUAAAACUAACUCAAGAACUAAAACUUAUCAAACAGAAUCUGGAACUGUUUUAUCAGUAAUUUAUUAUAAUAUUCUUCAGGCAGCCCUACAAGAUUCAAUCAAAAUAUCUUCUAAGGGAGGAUUCAAACUAACAGCUUAUUCCAAAAAUGAAAAUCUUGUUGAAGACUUCUAUGCUGAUGUAGUCGCACCUGCUCUAGGAGUAGAUUUGAUCAUGGAAACCUGGGGUAACGGAACCGGUGGUCUCUAAGACCCAGUAUGCGAUUAAGUCCCUAAAUCCUAUUCCAAUUUAGUCAGACAACAUGGAGUAUACAAUCUUUUAAUAUCAUCAGGCCUUUUCAUUUUCAUACACCAAGGAUCAUUCCAAAUACGGCUUAACUGCAACCUCAAACAAUGUAUGCUUUUGUGAUUUGAACAGAUAAACCACCUAAUAAAAGAGAGGAGGUGUGGUUUAUUGUUUUUAACACAAUAGCUUAUGGAGCAUCAUUAACUAAUCAUUUAUAAGCAGACAAUCAUGCUGAUUUAAUUACAAAAAUAAUUUUUAUUAAAACAAACCAUAUU
Messenger RNA from Paramecium octaurelia, 1236 nucleotides. The record is from the annotation of a GenBank genome assembly. NCBI's taxonomy places the organism in Eukaryota, Ciliophora, Oligohymenophorea, Peniculida, Parameciidae.